This is a messenger RNA of Cryptotermes secundus, 2903 nucleotides long. Its product is annotated as tyrosine-protein phosphatase non-receptor type 14. Gene Ontology annotation, biological process: protein dephosphorylation. Bases 2 to 2872 code for a protein of 956 amino acids. Gene Ontology annotation, molecular function: protein tyrosine phosphatase activity. Gene Ontology annotation, cellular component: cytoskeleton. NCBI's taxonomy places the organism in Eukaryota, Metazoa, Arthropoda, Insecta, Blattodea, Kalotermitidae. The transcript is spliced from 17 exons. The record is from RefSeq and is a predicted model, not a curated record.
CAUGCAAGCUGAGUUUGGAAAUCAUGAUCUGGAAUGGCAUACAGCAGAAUAUCUGAAGGACUUUGCACUGUUUCCAAAGCACCUAAUAUCAGAUGACAACCUGGAAAGUUUGACAGAAGCAGUGAUACUUCAGCAUGCAGCUCUGGCUGGUUUGUCCCAAGGAACAGCAGAGGAGUAUUACAUUCUGGCUGCACAGCAGCUGGAUGGGUAUGGCCAGGAAACUUUUGAAGAUAAGGAUGAAACAGGUGCUGAUGUCAUCAUAGGGGUGUCCUUGAUGGGAAUAAUUGUUGGUUAUGAAAAUAACCAGGCUUCAAAAUUUUAUAAGUGGAAAGAUAUAACCAAUGUGAUUAACCACAAGCGAAACUUUGGGAUAGAAUGUCAGCUGCCAGAUGAAACAGUUCAUUUCCAGUUUCCUGAUCCAGAAUCAGCAAAAUAUGUAUGGAGGAUGUGUGUGCAUCAGCACACACUCUACAUACAAAAUGAGCAGACAGCAGAGCCCAUGCAGAAUGUGCAACUAGGGGAUCACAUGGCUCAAACUCUCUUUCACAGUGCCUUAGAGGAUAGUCAUUUAACAGAGAGCUGCGAAGAGCUUGACAACAGAGAAACUAGCAGAGGGCCUGUGUCUUGGGGCAUGCCACCUUCUGUAGUACAGCGAGCUCAGUCGACAUCUUGCCUUGACCUUACUACACCUGCAGACAUCGACAAGCUAAGAGCCCUGUUACCAUCCUACCGUCCCGCCCCUGACUAUGAGACAGCAGUGCAACAGAAGUACCAUGGAGCUGGACACACCUCAGGGAAUUUAAACAUUAGACCUAGUCAUCAAAUUGGAAUUUUAUAUAGCAGCCAGCCUGAAAUACAUCAGACUCACGUCCAAGAGAAUCUUUGUUCGUAUGGUUAUUACAAGCAUUAUCCUGAUGUUACACAAGUGGAACGACUGUACCUGGAAUCUAGAAGUGAGGAACCACAACGGAUGAUGAACGGAAGUGUGGACCAUAACUCUCAUGUAGUGCUUCCAACACUACACACUUACAGUACUCCUGAAUUGGAUACUGUGGAGAACCACCUGAUCCAGGGAUUGCAGCUCCUGCACCUGUACAAACCACCGCCUCCAUACCCCAUCAGUCGACCAAGCAGCAACAGCACUCCAGAUCUUGCAUCAAAAACACUGAGUCCUCCACAGCCAACUUUUAUUAACCCGCAGGUACUGCUAGGAGUGGUUGCUUGCAAGUGUGAAUUUGAAACUAGCAUUGUAAAGAGCCUUUAUGCACAACAUGCCAGGGACCUGGUGAAUCAUCAUCAGCAGCAGCAUCAUUACAUUGAUCCGGCAGUGACCUCUCAUCAGCUUUUGCCUAAUCCAGAAGCACAUCAUACUUACACCAAUCUGGCUGCAGUGUUGGACACUCAGCAACAGCAUCCACAUCUGGAGGAUCUGCGGAGAGCCUUUGUGGCCUCAGAAGAACCUAACAUUGUUUACUGCAUGGGUGGAAGUGGUGAUGUAGGACUGCUCUUGGAGAACAGGUCUAGAUCAACCACAAUGCCAUACCAGACUAUGAACACUGUAUCCACUGGGUCACAGUAUGCUGGCAGGGCACCUGAACCCAUUUAUGAGAAUGUUCCACUUCCGUGGGCAGCUGAUGGCCGAGUGACAGGUCUAAUGGGUGGUGGAGAUGGUCCAGGUGCUCGAAGUCGGACGUCCAGCAUGCAGUCGGCACCAGAGACAUGUCAAGUACAAAAUGCAGAGCAUAAUAUUGGAAUGAGUGUCGUCAUGCCAGCAUUGUGCACUGAGAGCAGUGGGGGACAACAGCACGUUCGCAGUUCAGCAGCUGAACAGUUCUCACCGAGAAGUAGGCAUGUUGCCGUGAACCACACACCUCCAGCACCACACAAAAUGGCCUCCUCCUCUCUUCAGUUCCCAGGGAAGAGCAAGCUGGGAGCAGCAUCAGAAAAUUCUUUUGCAUCAGGUGCUGAACGUCUCUGUGAGGAAGAGCAGGUGCAUAAGAGUGAUGCGUCUGCAAGCUGUUCGGGUAUGGAUUUUGGAAAGCAGAAACCAAAGAGGAAGUGGGGGCUGCUUGGUGGGGGUGGAAGGACUAAAUCGAGUUUAAAUGCCAAAGGCUCAAAGAGCAAUACAUUAACGGAGGGAACGGUGGCUGAUGAAGAUGUUGCCGGAAACAGGUGGAGCUCAGGCCUGCCAAGGUUACCUCUGCCAGCUACCAUAUCAAAGGAAACUAUGUGCCAAUUACUGGAAAGGAAGCUAGCAGACAGUCAGCUGUUCUUUGAAUUUGAAAGGAUUCCAAAGAAAAAAACAAACAUUGAAUUUGGAACAGCAUUGCAUCCAGAUAACAUUGCUUGCAACAGGUACAAAGAUGUACUGCCAUAUGAAGAAAUCUGCGUGAGGUUGACUCCCAGCAGAGAGAAAAAGUUCGGGUACAUAAAUGCUUCCCAUAUCACAGCCACCGUUGGCACUCACCAGAGGUUGUACAUUGCUGCUCAGGGACCACUGCCUGCUACUGUCAGUAGUUUCUGGCAGAUGAUCUGGGAAGCAGAUGUGUACCUGGUAGUAGUGCUGACCGGAGCACAGGAAGAGGGGUCAACUGUGUACUGUCCUGGGCUGGCAGAGAGGUGUGUAGAGGUUGGAGAGUUUCAAGUGUGGCGCCAGUUUUCACAAGAGACUGGCCACUGUUUCACCACCAAGUUGCAACUCUUUCACACAUCGUCUCGCCGAGGAAGGGGAGUGUGGCAUCUGCAGUAUUUAGAGUGGGGUGACCAAGGCUGUCCUCAUAAUGUUGGGCACUUUUUAGGCUGGUAUUACCCUAAAUGUCCCCACCAAUGGUAUCUCCACCUUAUUGUGGUGGUGGGGUUUGAGAGCUCCUGAGACCCUGAGAGCUAUGCCGGCGGUAGCAUGG